GUACAAGCACGACGUGGAUAAGGUCUUGACGCAGGUGCAAUUCGUCGACGCUGACGACAGGCCACUGGGUGUAAUUAAUUGGUUCGCGAUUCAUCCAACCAGUAUGAACAACACCAACCACCUGGUGUCCAGCGACAACGUUGGCUACGCCUCGAUCCUUUUCGAGAAGAUCAUAAACAACGACUCGUUGCCCGGCAAGGGCUCGUUCGUGGCAGCGUUCGCCUCCAGCAACCUCGGCGACGUUUCGCCCAACACCCGUGGCCCGAAAUGCGAGUUCUCCGGCAACAAUUGCUCCGAACACUACACUUGCCCCGGAAGGAAGGAGAUGUGCUUCGCCUCUGGCCCUGGCAAGGACAUGUUCGAGAGCACCAGCAUCAUCGCCAACAAGAUCUUCAAGGAAUCGUGGCGUUUAUGGCAGUACGGGAACGCCAAGGAAGUGAUCGGGCCCAUCCGUGUGGCGCACCGCUACGUGAACAUGGCGAAACAGACGGCCGAAUACUACAACGCGACCACAAGGAGAACCGAGAUCGUCCAUGGAUGUGAACCAGCGAUGGGGUACAGCUUCGCGGCGGGAACGAUCGACGGGCCAGGAUCAUUCUCGUUCGAGCAGGGUACAACCACGGCGAAUCCGAUGUGGAACGCGGUUAGAAAUCUCCUGGCCACCCCCACGACCGAGGAUGUGAGAUGCCACGGCGCGAAACCGAUUCUACUUGCUACCGGACGCAUGCAUCUUCCGUACGAAUGGCAGCCGAAAAUUGUGGCGACGCAGGUGGCGUUGAUCGGUAACGUUGUCAUCGCCGGCGUGCCGGGAGAGUUCACGACAAUGUCCGGAAGAAGAUUACGAGAGGCUAUCAAAACGGUCAUGAACGAUGCGUCCGACGACGAAACCUCCGUCAUAGUCGCCGGACUCUGCAACACCUACAGCGAUUACGUCACGACGCCAGAAGAGUACCAAAUCCAAAGGUACGAAGGCGCGUCCACGAUAUACGGACCCCACACUCUGACUCUCUACUUGAAGCAAUACCAAGAGCUCGUGACAGCCGCUAUUCUUAAAAAGGACGUAGAUCCCGGGCCAACGCCACCAGAUCUAAGGAAAAAGAAUCUACUCACUUUCGUGACGCCGGUUCUCUACGACACCCCGAAGUGGGGCAGAAAUUUCGGCGACUGCAUUAAACAGCCGCAAAAACUCGCCACGCCCGGCGACAUCGUUUCUGCAGUGUUCAUCUCUGGCCAUCCGCGUAACAACCUGAUGACGGAAAACUCGUAUCUGACGAUCGAGAGGUUAGCCGACGACGAGGUAUGGGUGCCAGUUGCGAACGACGCCAGCUGGGAAACGAAGUUCGAGUGGCAGAGGAUGUCGAUGGUGCUCGGUUCGAGUCAAGUCAUCAUUACGUGGCAGAUCCCGGAGAACAUCAAACCCGGUGAAUAUCGCAUUAGGCACAACGGGUACUACCGUUAUAUCCUUGGUGGCAUCUUCCCUUACUACGGCGUGUCGAACCACUUCCAGAUUUUGCCCGGUGGAUCGAGCUGCUGCAGAAGACGACCUUACUACGUGUAACCAAGUCGUGACGUGUGAAAAUCGAGUGAAGACGCUUACGCU
Frieseomelitta varia is the source of this 1600-nucleotide messenger RNA. It is a transcript of the gene CDase, whose product is annotated as neutral ceramidase. Gene Ontology annotation, cellular component: extracellular region. Gene Ontology annotation, molecular function: N-acylsphingosine amidohydrolase activity. Gene Ontology annotation, biological process: ceramide catabolic process; long-chain fatty acid biosynthetic process; sphingosine biosynthetic process. NCBI's taxonomy places the organism in Eukaryota, Metazoa, Arthropoda, Insecta, Hymenoptera, Apidae. The transcript is spliced from 10 exons. The annotation marks the transcript as partial. The record is from RefSeq and is a predicted model, not a curated record.